Manis javanica (Malayan pangolin) is the source of this 2057-nucleotide messenger RNA. It is a transcript of the gene SLC5A10, whose product is annotated as solute carrier family 5 member 10. Gene Ontology annotation, molecular function: D-glucose:sodium symporter activity. Gene Ontology annotation, cellular component: plasma membrane. Gene Ontology annotation, biological process: transmembrane transport. The record is from RefSeq and is a predicted model, not a curated record. Lineage: Eukaryota; Metazoa; Chordata; Mammalia; Pholidota; Manidae.
AGCUGGUGCCUAAUGCAGGAUGGUGGCAGACAACGCUACCAGCGGCGCCCACACUCCACAGCCUCAUCUGAGUGUGACCGACAUUAGCAUCAUCACCGUGUAUUUUGCCCUGAAUGUGGCCGUGGGCAUAUGGUCCUCCUGUCGGGCCAGCAGGAACACAGUGAGAGGUUACUUCCUGGCAGGCCGGGACAUGCUGUGGUGGCCGAUCGGAGCCUCCCUGUUUGCCAGCAGCGAGGGCUCAGGCCUCUUCAUUGGAUUGGCAGGCUCGGGCGCGGCUGGAGGGGUGGCUGUGGCAGGCUUCGAAUGGAAUGCCACGUAUGUGCUGCUGGCCCUGGCAUGGGUGUUUGUGCCCAUCUACAUGUCCUCAGGGAUCAUCACCAUGCCUGAAUACAUUCAGAAGCGCUAUGGAGGCCAGCGGAUCCGCAUGUACCUGUCUGUCCUGUCCCUGCUGCUGUCCGUCUUCACCAAGAUAUCGAUCGACCUGUAUGCAGGGGCGCUCUUUGUGCACAUCUGCCUGGGCUGGAACUUCUACCUUUCCACCGUCCUCAUGCUCGUCAUCACGGCCCUGUACACCAUUGCAGGGGGCCUGGCUGCUGUCAUCUACACGGAUGCCCUGCAAACGCUCAUCAUGGUGGUGGGGGCUGUUGUCCUGACCAUCAGAGCUUUCAACCAGAUCGGUGGGUACGAGCAGCUGGCAGCAGUCUAUGCCCAGGCCAUCCCAACCAGAACCAUCGCCAACACGAGCUGCCACCUGCCGCGCACAGACGCCAUGCACAUGUUCCGAGAUCCCUACACAGGGGACCUCCCGUGGACUGGCAUGACCUUCGGUCUGACCAUCAUUGCCACCUGGUACUGGUGCACUGACCAGGUCAUCGUGCAGCGAUCACUGUCUGCCCGGGACCUGAACCAUGCCAAGGCGGGCUCCAUCCUGGCCAGCUACCUCAAGAUGCUGCCCAUGGGCCUGAUGAUCAUGCCGGGCAUGAUCAGCCGUGCACUAUUCCCAGAUGAUGUGGCCUGCGUGGUGCCGGCUGAGUGUCUGCGGGCCUGUGGGGCUGAGAUCGGCUGCUCCAAUGUCGCCUACCCCAAGCUGGUCAUGGAGCUGAUGCCCGUAGGUCUGCGGGGGCUGAUGAUCGCAGUGAUGAUGGCCGCCCUCAUGUCGUCGCUGACCUCCAUCUUCAACAGCAGCAGCACGCUCUUCACCAUGGACAUCUGGAAGCGGCUGCGGCCCCGCGCAGGGGAGCGGGAGCUGCUGCUGGUGGGCCGGCUGGUCAUCGUGGUGCUCGUCGGCGUGAGUGUGGCCUGGAUCCCCGUCCUGCAGGGCUCCAGCAGUGGGCAGCUCUUCAUCUACAUGCAGUCGGUGACCAGCUCCCUGGCCCCGCCAGUGACCGCCAUCUUUGUCCUGGGCGUCUUCUGGCAGCGUGCCAACGAGAAGGGGGCCUUCUGGGGCCUGAUGGUGGGGCUGGCCAUGGGUGCCACGAGGUUGGUCCUGGAAUUCCUGCACCCGGCCCCGCUCUGUGGUGAGCCAGACAUGCGGCCUGCCAUUCUUGGAGGCAUUCACUACCUAAACUUUGCCAUCGCCCUCUUUGUGCUCACUGGGGCUGUGGUGGUGGCUGGGAGCCUGCUGACGUCACCCCCGCAGACUGUUCAGAUUGAGAACCUGACCUGGUGGACGCUGGCUCGGGACCAGGCCCUGGGAGCCAAAGCAGAUGAUGGCCAAACACCCCAGAAGCACGCUUUCUGGGCCCGCGUCUGUGGUUUCAAUGCCGUCGUCCUCUUGUGUGCCAACAUCUUCCUCUAUGCCUAUUUCGCCUGACGCUGCCACCUGGGCAGGAAGGCAGGAGCUCUCAGCGUCCUCAGGCACCUCCCUGAUCAGGACUCUGAGGCCCAGAGAGGGGCUGGCUCCCCUCGCAGCUGCGUGGCCGGUCAGUGCCAAGAAACUUACCAAGCUCCCAAAGCAGGUACCCUGAAAAAUCAGGGGCAGGGGCAGCAGGGAGAAAGAAUGUGACAUUUCAAAAUAGUGCAUAGUAGUCAUAAAUGGAAAGAAUAUCCUUAUACUA